Molecule: messenger RNA, 939 nt
Organism: Arabis nemorensis
Lineage: Eukaryota; Viridiplantae; Streptophyta; Magnoliopsida; Brassicales; Brassicaceae
Source: the annotation of a GenBank genome assembly
AUGGUCCUCCAUCUCCGCCGUUCAUCCAGCCGCGUCGGAUAUCUCUCCCAAGAGCCGCUGCCGCACUCCAAGCCAAGAUGGUUCCCCUCCAACGAAGUCCCUUCGACUAGGCUCUCCUCUCCCCUUGAAGCAGCGCUCUCCUCCGUCUCGGGUUCUCGAUUUUCAGCCGGAGUUGUUACCGGCGAGUCUCUUCACUCUGACCUCUCGGAUUCUUCCUUUGGAAUCUUCACGGUUAGUCGAUUUGUUGUGCUCUCGAUCCUCUCGCCCAGAGCCUUGGACUUGACCGCGAGUAACUCUCAUCUACGGAUGAUACUUUGUCCAGUACCGAGAGAGCCUCCAGAUCCGCCUAUCCCACCGGAUCCGCCGCCUCUCUCUUGCUUAAGCAUUCUCGAUUCACAUAUGCAUUAUUGUACCGCUUUUCUUGCCAAUUUAGGCAUGUCCUUGCCGAGCUCAUUAAAAUCCUUUUCCUCCACAUCGAGCGUGGAGAGACCACUUUCCCUUCACUAUGCUUCAUUCCAACAUUGGUCGGGCCUCAAAUCUCCACCGCGUGCCAUUCAUCCGCUGGAUCUGCCAUCUCUUUCACCGAAUGCUCUGAAUUCAGUCUCGUCGAUAAAAGCUUUGGCUUCGGUGAGAUAUCAGAAGAUCAAGCUUCUGCUAUGGCCGUCUCCUCCGAGCUUCACCGUCUAUGUGACUUGUCCAAGNUUCGUUUNCGACGUGUCUUCUUCCGGGANCUUUCCCGAUGAUGUCCUUAUUUUGGGUAGUCCCUUGUGGAAAUGCCUUUUAAGCAAUACAUAUGCUCUAUUGAACGCUAAAUUUUCGGACUUGUAUUGUCUUCAACUUUCUUCCGUCGUUACGGAGAUAACAACUUCCUCCUUAUGGGAGAGAUCGUUCUUAUCAUUCUUCUCUUUGCAAGGAGAAUGUUCUGCGAUUCUAGAAUAG